AUGGCCGCCGCGUCGUCCGUCACCUCCGUCCACGACUUCACCGUCAAGGAUGCGAGCGGCAAAGACGUUGACCUCAGCACCUACAAGGGGAAGGUUCUUCUCAUCGUUAACGUCGCAUCCCAGUGUGGCUUAACCAACUCCAACUACACCGAGCUGGCCCAGCUCUAUGAGAAGUACAAGGACCAAGGCUUUGAAAUCCUGGCUUUCCCAUGCAACCAGUUUGGUGGGCAGGAGCCUGGUACUAAUGAGGAGAUUGUGCAGUUUGCCUGCACACGGUUCAAGGCUGAGUACCCCAUCUUCGACAAGGUUGAUGUCAAUGGUAACAAUGCUGCGCCCAUCUACAAGUUUCUGAAAUCUAGCAAGGGUGGCCUUUUUCAAGCAGCAUCAAGUGGAACUUUUCCAAGUUCUUGGUUGACAAGGAGGGACGUGUUGUGGAUCGCUAUGCUCCAACCACUUCACCUCUGA
Miscanthus lutarioriparius is the source of this 465-nucleotide messenger RNA. NCBI's taxonomy places the organism in Eukaryota, Viridiplantae, Streptophyta, Magnoliopsida, Poales, Poaceae. The record is from the annotation of a GenBank genome assembly.